Molecule: messenger RNA, 1089 nt
Organism: Archocentrus centrarchus (flier cichlid)
Lineage: Eukaryota; Metazoa; Chordata; Actinopteri; Cichliformes; Cichlidae
Exons: 6
Coding region: 165-1004 (279 amino acids)
Cellular component (GO): cytoplasmic side of lysosomal membrane; cytoplasmic side of late endosome membrane; nucleus
Molecular function (GO): zinc ion binding
Source: RefSeq, a predicted model, not a curated record
CAAGCCAACAGCAUUUGCAUAAAUUACAGCCUUUCGGACACUCAUUUGUUUGUGCACACUGUUUACUUUAUUUCAGAGGAACUAUCACCCAUGCUGACGUUUGCGCAGCAGCUGCUGUCAGUGUUCUGAGUUUGAGGGCUACAUAUUCAGGUCUUUGAAACACAAUGGAGAAUUCAGACCAGGAAAAGUUGUUUCAUCAGUCCUCGGAGGAGCUUCCAAAUGAGGUGUCAGACACAGGCGAGACGCCAGAGCCAGAACAGGAGCAGCAGGAUGAGUCUGAGCCUGAUCCCCAGCCUGAAUCCAACCAGGAGACAUCAGAGACAAGAAGUGGCCCUCCACCAUUGGCUGCCAUAGAGUUCCGCAUACAGCAGCUUCAGAACCGGCGAUUCUUCCUGCAGAAGAUGCAAAACUUCACCAAGAAGUCAAACCGAAAGAGCGACCACAAUCCAGAGCAAACAAACAGCGAGGACGAUGACGGCAGUGAAGACGAGCUGGAGAUCGUUCAGAAAGAGCUGGAUGAGCUGCUGGUUAAAAAGGAGGAGUUGGAGAAAGAGUGCGAGAGCUCCACACCCACAGAAAAUGGAGGUCACCAUGCAGGCCACACUUUUUAUAAAAAUGAGACACCCUACGGAGGGAUCUACACGCUACCACCUGCACAGGUGCCCGAGGAGGACGUUCCCCAGGAGCAGAACGUAGAAACCGAAGAACCCGUAGAAAUCGUAGAAAGUGAACCUGCAGUAGAAACACUAAGAGAUCUAAUUGUUCCAGUCAACAGUCUGACUAAAGAAGCGGCACUCACCCGGUGUCCAUCCUGUGAACAGAUCAUGAUCACACAAACCCAAAAGAGAGUGGGCGAGACAGCAUGGCUGGCAUGCUGCAUGUGCUCCAUGAUAGGGUGUGUUGCCGGCUGCUGUUUAAUCCCUUUCUACAUGAACCGCUUUAAGGACAUUCGUCACCAAUGUUCACACUGUCAGUCCACGGUACACACCUUCCAUCCAUUCUGACAAGGGGAUUUCCGGAGUGACGACAAUGCGAUCCUCACUUUCUGUACUCGAGAGACCAUUUCCCUGUACACUUGGAGCUGCUUGU